UUUCACCCUUGAUAUUUUCUUUUGAGAAUAAACAAGUCCUUUUCCUGAAGCCAUUAUCUUCCUUGGCUGCAGUGAGUCAAUGGACUUACUCUUCGGUGUCUGCGAAUGGAUCAAAUCGGCAAUACUACAGCCACGUCUAUGGGCUCUCUCUCUCUCUCUCUCUCACUCACUCACUCACACACAGACACACACGCGCGCACCCACACAGACACACGCGCCUGCACUGAUUAUAGCCCUUUAGAGCCGUCGCGUUUAAAAACCCUUAAUCGGGAUGAUCCGCGAUGCGCUCUUGUACUGCUUGGCAGAGACUCUCCCGGGUUGUUUAAUAAUCGGCCGAUCGUAACACUGGCUGCGCGACUACAUCUGCGAAAUGUUAUAUACGGGACCUCAUUCCACAUAGGCUACAAUAAGCACGCGCGGUAUAAAUAGAUAUGUUUAACAUGCAUGUGGAGUCUUAAUCCAGGUUAGAGGGAAUUCCAGGAAACGAAAUGAAAGUGUCUUUGUGGUUCUGUUGUCUGCAUCACCAAGCCGGUUGGUAGUCCACAGCGCGUAUAUAGCGCCAUGAAUCCCAUAGCUGGGAUGCGCCGUCUCGGACGGAACCUGUCCCUCACCCUGCCCUCUGACACGGCGCUUUUCAAAAGUCACUCAUCAUAUUUCUCAUUUGAGGAGGGUUUAAUUUAAGCAACAAGCUCAUCUCGUUGGGAUUCAUUUUCACUUUCUCUGAGAUUAAUAGUUUAAUUAAAAGGUUGCUCCUGUACAGCGGUUGGAAGAAUGAGAAAAUGAAGCGACAUUGCACUGGCGUCGAGGCUCGGAGAGUAACACUUUCGUAUGAAUGAGGACGAUGAGAUUCAAGCCAUGCAACUUCAAUAAGCAGACUUAAACAAGUGGAAAUACCUCGCCGAGAACAGCUGCUUGGAAGACGGAUAAAGAGAUUAAAAAAGCAGCCACCUUCACGCCCUGAAGAUGAAGCCCCCACCCAUCGUGCUGCUUCUGAUUGGUUCAGCGGCCUGCGUCAAUCUGAAAUUCAUCUCCAAGAGGAACUCUGUGGACGGCUGCAUCGACUGGUCUGUGGACCUGAAGAGGUACCGGGUGCUUGCCGGCGAGCCGGUGAGGGUCAAGUGUGCCUUGUUCUACAGCUACAUCCGGACCAACUACACUAUGGCCCAAAACAGCAAGCUGAGACUCAUCUGGUACAAGAAUAAAGGCGACUCGGAGGAACCCAUCAUCUUCUCCGGACACCGGCUCAGCAAGGAGGAAGACUCCAUCUGGUUCCGUUCGGCCGAGCUGGAGGACAACGGCUUCUACACGUGCGUGUUGAGAAAUUCCACGUACUGCAUGAAGGUGUCCAUGUCCCUCACCGUGGAGGAGAGCGAGGAGGGGCUGUGCUUCAGCAGCCGCAUCCGGCACGUGGAGAAGGCCGAGAUCACCAAGAGCAAGAUGAUCACCUGCCCGGAUAUUGAGGAUUACCUGGCCCCAUACAAGCAGCCCAGGAUGACCUGGUACAAGGAAUGCGUGAAGAAGCAGUGGAGGAGCUCCAUCAUGGUGAACACCACCCAUGUGUGGAUCCCCGAGGUGCAGGAAGACGAUGGAGGGAACUACACCUGCGAGCUCCAGUAUGGCAGUAGGGUGGUGAGGAGAACCACCGAGCUCAAAGUCACAGCCCUGCUCACCGCCAGGCCCCCGAAGGUGCUGUACCCUGCGGAGAGGCAGGCCACCGCCAUCUACGUCCAGCUGGGCAUGCCGCUCAGCCUGGACUGCAGAGCCUUUUUCGGCUACAGCGGGGAGUCCAGACCAAUCAUCUACUGGAUGAAGGGCGAGAAGUUUGUGGAGGAGCUGGAAGGACACAUUAAGGAGAGCGAAGUAAGGGUCCUCAAGGAGUUCCUGGGUGAGAAGGAGGUGGAGCUCUCACUGACCUUUGACGCAGUGGAGGAGACCGAUAUGGGAAACUACACCUGCUAUGUGGAGAACCACAUCGGCCGCAGGCAUGCAAGCGCCAUACUACAGAGGCGAGAUGUGUACCGGCUGGAGCUGGCCGGCGGCCUGGGGGCAAUCCUGCUCCUGCUGGGCCUCCUCAGCGCCAUCUACAAGUGCUACAACCUAGACAUCCUGCUGUGUUACCGCAGACACUUUGGCAGCGAGGACGCCGAGGACGAUAACAAAGAGUACGACGGCUACCUGUCCUACACCAAGGUGGACCUGGAGGCUCUGGGCCGCUCUCCCAGUGACGAGGAGCAGUUUGCUCUGGAAGUUCUUCCGGACGUGCUGGAGAAACAUUACGGCUACAAGCUCUUCAUCCCGGAGCGAGACCUCAUUCCCAGCAGCAGCUACAUGGAGGAUCUGGCCCGGAGCGUCGAGCAGAGCCGCAGGCUCAUCAUGAUCCUGACCCCCGAGUUCGUGGCCAAGCGCGGCUGGAGCAUCUUCCAGCUCGAGUCCCGCAUCCACGGCAUGCUGGUGACGGGCGAGAUCAAGGUCAUCCUCAUCGAGUGCGCCGACCUGCGCAGCGUCAUCAAUUAUCAGGAGGUGGAGGCCCUCAAGCACGGCAUCAAGCUGCUGUCCGUCGUCAAGUGGAAGGGCCCCGCUAACAACCGGCUGCAGUCACACUUCUGGAAGCGACUGGUCUAUGAGAUGCCCGUCAAGAGGAAGGAGACGCUGUCGCGUCGCCAGGUGCUGGACUCCGGCGAGCAGGGCCUCUUUGGCGACCUGCAGACCGUCUCCAGCAUCGCCAUGACCAACACCUCCGCCUCGCUGGCGCCCAGCCAUUCCGACGUGCCGGACUUCGACCCGGCGGGCCGCCCGCAGAUGAGACACUUCUGCCGGGUAUAUGAGUACCAGGUGCCUCCAUCCCCGGUGCAUACAGGCACGCUGGGGGACCGGCACACGUACUGCAACAUCCCCAUGGCGCUGCUCAACGGGCAGACGAUACCCGGUGGGGGUGGCGGCGGCGGCGGCAAGGCCAAGACCGAGCUCCACUUCAACAGCACGUUCGUGCCGCUGACCAGCCGUGAGCUCACCAGCGACAUCUGGUAGACGGGAAGGGUACUGCAGCGUGACGUGGAUUUUGAUUACCUGCAUGAAAACUCGACUUUUAACGAAGACGACUUUUAACGAGCACUGGGGUACAAAAAACCAGGACCUGUCCGGGACUUUUUCAUUUGCUCUUUAAUGUUUGGGGAUUUUAUUUAUUAUUAAUUAUUAUUAUUAUUAUUAUUAUUAUUAUUAUUAUUAUCAUUUGACUUUCUUUUCCGUCGGCCGUAAAACGAGGGUUAUUUCGGAAGUGAUUUUCCUACUUGAAUUUCUCCUUUUCGGAGACGGGGUAAUAUAUAUGACCUUGUUUUUAAAACUCAAGCUGCUCUUACUCUGUACAGUUUUCCUAUCUGCUGGGAGCGUGCAUAGAAGGCUGACGUGAUGUGCCGUGUGUGUGCAGUUCCCCAUCUGGACUCCAGGGGGCGUAAAGGAGGACUCCGCUCGUCAAAGAGACACUGUAUUUUGUGAGCAUUAUUAUAUUUAAGCAGAAGUUCCAUGUCUGAAUUUACACAAGGUAAUUGUCAUAGU
Molecule: messenger RNA, 3552 nt
Organism: Brienomyrus brachyistius
Lineage: Eukaryota; Metazoa; Chordata; Actinopteri; Osteoglossiformes; Mormyridae
Gene: il1rapl2
Product: interleukin 1 receptor accessory protein-like 2
Exons: 12
Coding region: 964-3027 (687 amino acids)
Biological process (GO): signal transduction
Source: RefSeq, a predicted model, not a curated record